Messenger RNA from Corythoichthys intestinalis (scribbled pipefish), 5085 nucleotides. RefSeq names its product syntaxin-binding protein 4. Lineage: Eukaryota; Metazoa; Chordata; Actinopteri; Syngnathiformes; Syngnathidae. The transcript is spliced from 22 exons. The record is from RefSeq and is a predicted model, not a curated record. The coding region runs from base 291 to 2441 and encodes 716 amino acids. Gene Ontology annotation, molecular function: protein binding.
ACAGGCAUUUUAAAGCUGACCGGGGCGGCGCCGCGCCAGGAUAAUUCACAAGUCUCCGAGUCUUCUUUCCCCUUUUUUAAAUUUUCACCGAUUUAAAUUACGUAACAGAUUAAAUGUGCGGGUGAAGGUGGGAGAUGUGUGGCUCUGCCGGCCGGGGCUGGUUAGCCGGAAUGUAGACGCAGCCUGCGCAGACACGCACGCACGCACACACAUCGUCAUGCGGCGGCUGAUCGGAGACUGAGGCAGGCGAAUCUCGAUCGAGCGUGAGGAGAAACUGCCUCCAUGACAAGAUGCCAACCUUUUCCGUUAUGUAUAAAGGAGCCGUCAUCAUUAGCAGGACACUCAUGGGUCCAUACGGUGUCGACAGAACAGUUCAUUCCUUGGACUUUACAGAUUGUGAGAAUGGUUUAGGUAUUAAAGUGAUUGGAGGAGUAAAGGAGCUAACCGGAGAAGAGUUUGGAGUUUAUGUUAAAAGGAUUUUACCUGGUGGCCUUGCUUCAAGUGAUGGAAACCUUUUACCAGGGGACCAAAUCUUGGAGGUUAAUGGUGAAAGUUUAUUGGGUGUCACAAGUGAAAGAGCUGUGGAUGUCUUGAGAGCAGCUUCAGCAACCAAUCACAUGCGACUUCUUAUCGCCAGGGACGAGGAGGCAAAGAAAGAAUUUGCCGAUUUAUUGGAGAAAUAUGGCUCCAACGGUAGCACAGGAUCAACACGCAACUCUCCAGUACAGCAAGGCGGUCGCUACCUGGAAAGUACAUCUUCAGGUUCUUCAUCUCGCUCUCAGAGUCCCUUGUUGUUAAGCCCAGCUGGCUCUCAGAACAUGUACAACAACAGUGGACCUAUGCUGCGCUCCCUCAGUCACCCGGGUGAAGGAGUGAUUCAACUCAUUUCUGUGACUCGAUCUAGCAGUAUGGGCAUCACACUGGGAGGUGGCUCCAAUCGCCCUGAUGGCCCAGCAGUCUUCAUUCAGGAGGUGCUGUCAGGUGGAGACUGUCACCGAGAUGGACGUCUAAGGCCAGGAGAUCAGCUUAUUGCCAUUAACAAGGAGUCUUUAAUAGGUGUUACCCACGAAGAGGCUAAAAGUAUGAUGAACAAAGCCAAAAUUAGUCAGGAAAGUGCAGUGGAGAUUGCUUUCAUCCCAGGUAAAGGGCUUUUCCAAAGCAGUACAUCUCUCCACAAUGGCGUCCAUCGAGCAGCAGCCAACUGUCACAAUUCUGGACGCUUAAAAGUCCACAUACGAUCACCAGAGAUCUGUGCAGAGGAGCCCGACCCGGUGUCCUCGCCUUCCCCUGACAUCUGCCCACCGGAUAUCCACAUUUCAGAUUCAACCAAUCAGAGGUCAUCCACUGGGACUAAACCGAAAAUCACACUUGACCCCUACAUCCGGCUCAAAUCUGACAAACUGGAUUUGGCUCUGUCCUUCCUCGGCUUGGAUGUCACAGAUGAGAAAAGAAAGAAGUUGCGACAGAGCUUGACAACAGACCCGCAAGGCACGGUGGCCUAUGGAGACUUUGUAGACGCCACACGGACCGUUUUCCAGGAUAACUUGGAGGAGCUCAGUUUAGCAGCAGGUCCUUUCAUGUUCUCCUAUCAUGAAGCAGCCAGUCUAAUGGACACGUCGGCCUUCCAUUCCCCUACAUAUGAAUCAGAGUGCAGCUAUAACAGUGAAGAUAUGGAACAAUUUCAGACAGAGGUGAAAGAGCUACAAACACAGAUGAAGCAGCUCAAGACGGUUCUAAAAGACAUGGAGCACAGCAAGAAAACUCUGGAAGAUGAACUGCAGAAGACUUCUGAGAAAGCGUGUUUGACCGUGGAGGAGAAUGUUCGUCUGAAGACCCGUCUGCAAGCAGCUGAGGCUGAGGUGGGGCAGCGUCACGGGAGCAGCGCCGAGCAGGACUACGAAGAUGUGAUCCAGCUUCUGGAGGCUGAAAUUAAAGACCUAAAGAACCAGCUUGCCAGUAAAAGACAAUCACGGGGAGACGAGUCCAGCAAGGAGGAAGUGCAAGAACUGAGCAGGAGGCUGACUGCUAUUGACUGUCAGCUUCGGAAGUCUGAGGUCAACAGAAAACACCUUGAGAUGUCCAACAAGAAACUGCUGGGCUUUGCACAGGCAAAAACCCGAAAGAUUGGGGUAGGGCGGUUUUUUGUGCCUUUUUCAAACCCUAAAAGAAGCCUCGUCAAAUGCACGCUAUGGAUAAGGUUCUGUCAUCGACCACAUAAACGACUGAAAAUCAAGACAGUCACCCAAGGACACCUAUGCUUGCUCAAAGAACGUCCACAAGGUGUUAACAACACCCAGCCUUUUUGGAGGAGAACUCGGGAGCAACAGAUCGUCACCGGCCGCAGACAGUCCAGACACCAUGUCGCCACUUCCCGAUCCCGCGUUGCAACUGGCGGUCAAGGCCAAAGAGCUGGUACAAGGCAUAUUCACCCUCCCAACUGAUGAUAAAGGGACAGAAGAGGAAGUGGCCCCAGAUGUCAGCUCUCACGCCAUGUGAAUCACAACGCCGACCAAGGAAGAACUUUAAUAGAAUGAAGCCGAUCAGACUCGACACAACUAGGACCGUCUGACACCUUUUCGAACUGGAUGUCAUUUCAGUUCCACAGGUCCUAGCGACGGAUUGAACUCAACGAUUUUAAUGCCAAAGCUCUCGUGUGUGCAUCCAGUUAAGACAUCCUCAGUUUCCAGUGUGGCUUCUGCAAAUGGACUAAACCAAUACCUGAUAUUUCUCCCCUUUUAUGGACUCUAUCAGCUUCCUCAAUGUUUAAAUUGGAGGUUUCUGAACAUUUUAAUCUGAGAAAAAUCAAAUGAUGCAACUUGAAAUCCUUCCACUUUCAUUUGUUAAACAUCGGAAUCGGGUAAAGAAAAAACUUUUUUUUUGGAAGUAUUAACACACUGGCUGCCAUUGACGGCAAAAUGAUCACUCAUUCUAUUGUUAAAGCUGAGAAGAGCACCAGAACGGAGGCUGAACUCAAGCUUCUUGCACAGGCCAUAUUCAAUUGUAUCAUCAUUUGCUGACAACCAAUAAAAGCUGGGCAACCGUCAGCAGGUUUAUAUUCAAGACGUAUCUACGCAUGACCCCAGCACGCUGUUUUUGCAGACCCAAUUCUUCCUGACCUAUUUUUUUACUCUUUCAACAAAUAACACAUCCCAUUGCAUGUAAAGGACAAUCUAAAUCCACAAGUCUCCGUAUUAACUCGCCACCAUCUGUUUCUUCAGUCGAGAUUUUUAUGAACUGCUAAGAAAGUAGUAAGUGAUCCUUUAACCUCCAUUGUUGGACUUCUUUUUGGUAGUUUCAGCUGAAUCAGAACAAGAUUUCAUUGUGGGACAAAAGACCACUCUGACUGUUGAUUGUUCAGUCACCAUCUCUGGAUGUUGAUAGGGCUGUUGGUGUACAGGAAAGAAAUCACCGCUGUAGCUCCUGUUGUGUAUUCUUGUUACUAGUCAAGAGUGUAAGCAGCCAUCAUCAUGGUUAUGGAUAAAGGUUGACCGAUAUGUUGGGCCAAUUUUUUCAAGAUCGGUCAAUAUAAUAGGAUAACUGUUAUGGUCACAGUUUGGGUGAUCUUUGUUCAUUUUCAUUUUGCACCACCUAGUGGUCAGUGUUACAAAAGGACAUAGCAGAACAAAAAAUUGCAGGUAGUCCCCAGGUUACGAGUCUUACGACGUAGCCGACUUUCGCGAUUUCCACUUUACGGCACCGGAAUCUCGUCCGCCAUUCUGUCUCGUUUUUUUUUUCCUAAAGCCUGAAUAGUCAUUGAAUAUAAAGGCAUCUAACACAAUGUACCUCACAGUAUCUUAUUAACUCAUUCGCUCCCGGCCAUUUUACUGGAUUUUGACCGAGUUUGCAAGGCCCACAGAAAAUUCUGUUCUAUUGCUAUAUGAACAUGGAACCCACCUGAAGAAAGAUUACUCUUCUUUCAGCAGAAAAAAAGUUCACAUCUUUUUCUAUUCUUUAGAAAUCAGCAUUAGAAAAUAGCUUAGUUUGAGCAAUUUUCCAAUUUCUGAUGAAAAAAAACGGAGAAAAUGAGCUUUUUGUAAACGCAAAAAUUUCUAACAUUGACUUUAACACGGCUAUUUUUUUUGCUUCAGUUACAUCCCAAACAUCUGAAUGUUUUCCUUUUACAAAAUAACAUGAACAACCAGCCAAAUAGAGCUUUUGAUAGCAAAGUAACAAUUUAUUCACACUUACCUGAGAGAUGACGUUUGGUGGCUGCAACAGCGGUUGAACUUUUCCCUCAUUGCCGAUUGUCUUGUAAAGAUGGAUUUUUUUUGUGGUGGUGACCACUGUCUCGUUCGCCUGGGGAACUUGUGUUCCUGGGAGGGGGGGGGACUGGUUUGGCCGUGCACGUUUUCGUGCAGGACACUCGAGCGUGCAGGGGACCUGAGCAGCAAGCCUGCGGAGGGGCUCAGCUAACUUACUAGCACGGUCACAAUAAAGUCGUACUGGUUGAAUCGGAUUGGGGGGGUCUUACCAAAUGCGCUACUGCCCCCCAGUGGCCAGUUUUAUUGCUUUAAAAUAGGUUUUGAGGCUUGUUUUUUGUUUCGAAGAUAGAUCGAGAGCUAUAGAUGCUUCUUGUAAAAAUAAAAAAAAUAAAAAACGCAAAAGACGUAUGAAUACGUUUUUGGGACAAUGAAGCAUUUAAAAAUAGAACGUAUUUAUACGUUUCUGGGAGCAAAUGAGUAUGACAAAUAAUACAUGUUUUUGGACAGUUAUUUUGAAAUUUUGGGGGGGAUUAACUGUGGUACUUAAAAGGUUAAUUCUGACUUGCGCAGAAAUUAAGGUUACAUCGCCAGCCUAGGAAUGUAACCCGGGGACUACCUGUAACUUCUAAUACAUUUAUAUAAUGCGUUUCCAUUGCCUUUCAUAAUCGUGCUUUCAAAGUAUAUUGGCCUCAGAUGUCAGCUGAUUUUUUUUUUUUUUUUUUUUAAAUCGGUAUUAGCUUUUAAAAACAUAUCGGUCAACCUCUAGCUAUGUAUAUUUUUAUGAACAAUGCAUAUAUUGUAAAAACACUAUCAUUUAACCAGACUUUGUUGUGGCCUCAUAUUCUCUUACAGUUUUAUAAUAAAGGAAUGACUGGUCGUUGAA